Impatiens glandulifera is the source of this 468-nucleotide messenger RNA. RefSeq lists its product as uncharacterized. The record is from RefSeq and is a predicted model, not a curated record. The transcript is spliced from 2 exons. Bases 1 to 468 code for a protein of 155 amino acids. Lineage: Eukaryota; Viridiplantae; Streptophyta; Magnoliopsida; Ericales; Balsaminaceae.
AUGCAGGCUAUGGAAACUCAGAUUGAGGAGUUGUCUAAGCUGCAAGCUGAUAGAACUCAAGAGCAGAUUCGUGCAGAUGCCGAAACAGCUAGGAGAAUUCAAGACGAAGACGAGGCUAGGGAACGGUUAAAAAAGGAAACCGAAGACAAGGACCACGAGUUGGCCCAGAAAUACAAUGAGGAAGAAAAGGCCGCUCAACCGGAAUCCACAUCAGCACAAGCCUCGCACUCAAUGAAAACAAGGAACAAGAAUAAACGUAAGAAGAUUGUGAGCUUGCUGCAUCAGGUUGAACAAAGCGGUAUCGAAGAGUUUCAACCGGAUGAACAAUUUGAGGAACCUCUAGAUGAAGAAGAAGAGGAAUAUGCUACACGACUUAACCCGCGAAAGAAGAAAGCAGAACAGACCAAGUCGUAUAAACCGGCUGAAGAAUAUAUCAAAGCAAUCCAUCUCCAGAUGAUCAAGUCAUGA